Acanthosepion pharaonis is the source of this 852-nucleotide messenger RNA. Lineage: Eukaryota; Metazoa; Mollusca; Cephalopoda; Sepiida; Sepiidae. The record is from the annotation of a GenBank genome assembly.
AUGAUUCGAUACCCAUCUAUCUAUGUAACUUAUUCAAUUUGUUCAUAUUUAUCUGUUCAUAUCUCUGCCAAAUCUAUCUAUCUAUCUAUCUAUCUAUCUCAGGCUGUUCAUAUCUAUCUAUCUAUCUAUCUAUCUAUCUAUCUAUCUAUCUAUCUAUCUCAGGCUGUUCGCAUCUAUCUAUCUAUCUAUCUAUCUAUCUAUCUAUCUAUCUAUCUAUCUAUCUAUCUCAGGCUGUUCGCAUCUAUCUAUCUAUCUAUCUAUCUAUCUAUCUAUCUAUCUAUCUAUCUAUCUAAAAAGAAAACAAGAAGUUCUUUUUAUUUGUUUGGUUUCUCUGGAACUUUUGCCUUUCGGAUUUUGUUUGUUGUUUCUCACUUUCUUCUUUCUUGUUUCUUUUCUGCUUUUUUUUUUUCAUUUUUUCGUAGUUUCCUUUCUGUUUUUUUCCAUGAUUUCCGUUUCACUUUAAUUUCUUUCUUUGACAUUUAUAACCUUUCAGCUUUCUUUCUUUCGUUCUAUCGUUCUUUCUAUCUGACUUUUCUUUCUUUCAAUAAACUAUUCAUCAUUCUUUCUUUCUUUCUUUCAAGAAAUUUUUAUUCCCGAAAUCAUCCAGUCCUUCUUUUAUUUGAGGAAUCAUUCAGUCAUUCUUUCAUUCCAGAAAUAAUUCAGUUUUUCUUUCAUUCUAGAAACCAUUCAGUCAUUCUUUCUUUCAAGAAAUUAUUCAGUUCUUCUUUUAUUCUAGAAAUCAUUCAUUUCUUUGAUUUUUAUCUGGGAGAGUCCAUGCGUGCGUGUGUAAAUUACCAUAACACUAUCUAUCUAUCUAUCUAUCUAUCUAUCUAUCUAUCUAUCUAUCUAUAA